UCUUCCCAUAUUCCCAACACAACCGGACAGCUGCCAGCAGAACUGCAUCUGCGAGUCUACCUGACAAGGGGAAGUACCUCUUCACAGGGACCUCCCUCCCCUGCCCCAGCUGCGAGAAAUCUACGAUUUAGCUAUGUGUGAAAAAAAAACUGUACACGGUGGACUUCAGAGAUUAGUACCCAUCCAUUUAGAUGCCACUGGGUUUUAAUUGUUUUUUUUUUCUCUCUCUUGUGAGUUGGAACAACAUGGCUGCUGAGAUUGCGCAGAAAGAAUGAAGAGUUAAUAAAAAUUCUGCAUUUUUCCUCUCUCUGGAUUUCUGAAGGAUCUAGAUUGGGUUUUUUUUAAAUCUACCCCACCCCCCUCCACCCCCGUCUUCCCCCCCUCUGUCAUACACACACAUUCCCAGUGGAACAGAUAAAGAAGACCUGGGAAACAGAAAAUGACUGCAGGGCCCAGUAGGGCGAGCUGAGUGGCGAUGCAGUCCUUCCGAGACCCGGGGGGCUUCCAGGGCGCCCAGCAAAACUUCCAGCAGGCGAGGGCUGACUCCGCUCGCCUGGAGACCUACAGACAGCAGAACGCGGUGGCUCAGACCUACGAGGCACAUGGGAUGGGCUCAAAGGAAUACUACAACCAGCAGACUUACCAGGGUUACGGGAACAGCGCCGCAGGCAGUUACUUCAGUGGCACUAAACAAGUCUCUGUCUCGCAUACACAGGGCAGGUCUUCCAACUAUCAGAGCGGGGGCUACUCCAGGCAGUUUCAGAGUGAAGGACAGCCCUCGAAAUGGGGCUCUCCCACCUCUUCGGUCACAGGCCUAUCCCAGUACGUGCAAGACUCGUUCAAAGGCUCUGUGCCUUCGACCACCAGCGUGGCGGUGUACCCACAGCAGCACAUGGCGGGCGGCGCCGCCCAGAACCCGCAGCCAGUGCCCGGGCCGCACACACACUUCAUGCAGCAGCAGCAGCCUCAUCACAAGCCGCUGAUGCAGCAAGCCUCACCCUAUGUGUCCAGGCCCGCGCAUUUCAACCAAGCCUUUCAAUCCUCGCCAAACGCCUACCAGGCGGUGCAGGAUUACAGCCACACCUCCCGCUCGUACGAGGGCUUCGCACAAAUGCCCUCGAGUCCUCGCUACGACCAGCAAAGCGCGGCCGCCCCGGACUAUCCCACCCAAGCCGGCUACGGGUACAAAGCGGCCAUCGGCAAGGCCGCGGGUUACGAGCAGAAUAAGGCGGCUCAUGUCAAGCAGCAGAACCUCCAGUACCACAGCCAGGCAAAGAUGCACCUCCUGAACCAGUCCCCGCAGGUGUACUACCAGCCCGAUGCCCCCGUGAAAUCUCCGGAGCAGUUCUACCAGACCUUCAGCCCCGCGUCCACACACUCUCCCGUAUCCACGGUGGUCAGGUCCCCUUCCUACAGCUCCACUCCGUCUCCGCUGAUGCCCAACCCCGAGGCCUUGCAGUUUGUGCCGUCCUCAGAGGGGGGCUCCAUGGCGCCUGACAUCAAGGGCAACGUUUCUCACCUGAUGCCGGCAGCUGCCACUUCCACCAACCAGGGCUCCGGCAAGACCCAGGCUGACGCCUGUAAAGUCUUCCUGAAGGAAAAAAAUUCCGAAAAGUUGUUGUCGGACGGAGCUUUCAGCAGCCUGGUGGCGCUGAGCUCGCAGGUGGAAAACAUCCCCCGGACUGUGCAGCAGCUCUUGCUUUCCAACACGCUGGCUCCGCACAGGAAGAUGGCCAAACGCCUGCCCAAAAAAGCCGAGUUCCUGAAGGAGUUGAGGAGUCCCAAGGAAAGCAUGUACUCAGGCGAAGAAGCCCUGGGCACGCCUCAAGCCGACCUGCAGGAAGGAGACUAUUCCAGCAGCUCUGAAGAUCAGAUGGAGAAGAUACAGUUCUUUCAGAACCAUGCCGCCAAUCUGGACGCACUGAGGAAGAACUUGGACAGCAUCCUGGCCUGCUCUGGGACCUCGCCGAGCGAGGUGCUGGCCGAGAUCAAGUCAGAGGACUCGGUGAUGUGCGGGGAAAGCUGCACAACAGCAUCGUGCCUAUCGAAGCUGGCAACAGAUGGACACGCGAGCCUGUUCGGAAAUGAGGACGCGAAAACCUCCAGCGUCAUUAUUCUCAAGGACUCUUUCAAGGAAAGGUUGGAAACCGAAUUUAAAUUUAAUCACCUGGAGGGGGGCAAGGAAGGCAAGUGCUCCCCGUUAAAUUUGGAAAGCGCCGACAACUUUUUCGGCCACCUCAUCCAUCCGAAACGCACGGGACAAACUCUUGGCUCAGACUGUAACGACGGUAGAAUUAAGAGUGAAUAUCCAAUGAUGACCAAAAGGUUUGCGGAUGAUAGUGGCAGCGAAUCUCAACUGUUCCCCAACAGGUCGGACUCCGCAAACUUGCUUCAGCCCAUGGCAGAUUACAAAGAUAACCUAGUGUCCUCUCUGUCAGGCAGCAACCGGCAGUUCUGUUCCUCGCUGAUUUCAAGUGCCUCGCAGGACCUGGAAAAGUUGAAUCUUUUCGAUUUGCCCGAUAGGAGAGGAAGGGAGCAGCCGGGAGAGUGGGGAGAGCUGGAUGCCGACAUCGCUCAGUGUCACCUUCAGAACCAGUAUCUCCAGAAAGUACACGCCAACUACAAAGGGCAGAGUCCUCUGGAGACGGACUUGGCUCCACCACAGUUCACCCAAGCGGUGGACGGGACGAGGGGAACAGGACAGGUGGGUCCCGAGGUUGGGGAAGGCAGGUAUUCCGAACUAAGACUUCUUGCCAAUGACCAGGAGCCAUCAACGGGCAAAGUGACGGCCGACGAGGAGCCAGAGGUAGAACCAACUGAUCCCACUGCCCCGCAAGAUCAUGCUGCUGCUUUAGCUGAAAGAAAAUCCGUCAUCUGCGAUGUUUCUCCAACGCGAUCCGCCGCUAAGGAGGUCGUCUCUCCGGGGAACUGCGGGAAUGCAGAGGGAAACGCGACCGGCGAGGCGAAGGUGGGACCAAGUCUUGGUCCCCGCUUGCUCGGGCACUCCGUCAUUCAUGUGGGGCCAGCUAUAGUGGCAGAGUCCAAGGCUGACGAGGAAGACCCCUCGAGUGCCGCGCUAAAACCCGAGGGAGAGUGUGGGCGCCACACGGACCAACUAGCGGAAGGGGUUCUGAACCCCGCGGCGGCAGAGACACCGGACCUGCCGGCACUUUCCUCUGACUUAAUCAGCUCGGCGCUGACUGAAAUAGAAAAUGGUCCCACCAAGGAGCCGGCGAGCAGAGGCGCCCGGGUCCGGAGGCUAUCGGCGAGGGUGGCGCAAGGAGCCGGGUCCAGAGGCAAAGACCACUCGCCGCCACGGGCAGACGACAACAUGCAGCAUCUAAAGAUGGUGCCCACCAAACAAAGAUGUUUGGCUCCACAGAGGGACCGAGCUAGAAGCAAGCUCCCUCAGCAAGGGUUCGCAGCAGCCGAACCCGUGGAGAACACGCCGACCAGAAUGUGCACCCGUUCCUCUACCGUUCUGGUGGACGCUGAACUACCCCUCCAAUCCCGUACGCUGCUGAGAAGGAGAAUGAGUUCUCAGCGAGAGGAUGCCCCGAGGGAGCUGUGCUGCUGCUCCAGGCAGCGGCAGCACACCGACCCGGACAAGUGUCUGAUCCACAGGCAAGCUCCCAACGCGAGUGUCCGAGCGCAUCUCCCCACCUCGGUCUCCCACAGUCGGCCCGCCUGCACUGCCCAUCCCGACCACCCCGUGAGCCAGGACCCCAACUCGUACAAGUCGGUGGUGCUCAGGGCCAGGACUAGGGCGCAGGGGCAGAUUUUGCACAAAGAUGCCAAACAACGAAAGAACUGCGAUCUGGCUCACAAUCGGUGUCUCGCUCCCAGAAACAACUCGUCGGUGGCGAGGAUUCAAAAACAAUUAACAUCCAGACAAGAGCCGCUGGACCACAUCGCGGCAGAGGUCGCGACCGAGAGGUUAAAAACACGAAACUCAGCUUCAAGGCUGGAAGGGGUAGAAGACCAAAGGUUUUCCCUGUCGCAUCCUCUAAAAAGAAAAGGUUAUUGUUCGUUUCCGUUAAUACCGGCGAAAAGGCAACAUCAGAUGGUAAAGGCGAGUGAUACCCGGACAGAGAAACAGAAACAACUGCCUGGUCCUUCCUCAGACAUUAACCUUGCAGCUCCAACCAGCGUGGUAGGACCCGCCCAAGGUACCAGCAGUGAAGGAUCUUCAGAGCAUGCAGUCAGUAAGGGGACCGAUCCCAAUUUCCAGUCCGGUAUUUCUCUCAAGACCCCGCCGAAAACUAAAAUUCUCCCUCCCCGGAAAGGCAGAGGCCUCAAACUCGAGGCCAUUGUGCAGAAGAUCACAUCUCCAAACUCCAAAUCAUUCGCCUGCAGCAACUACUCAGACAGCAGCGCGCCCUGUCUAACCCUGGAUGAGAUCCUGUCUUUGAAAGAAGAUAAACUGAGUGAAAGUGCCAUCGGCGAGGUGCCCGAGCAGAACAAAGCGACGGCCAAAGACGCUGCUCAAAAGAUCGCCCCGGUAGAUACAAGUAAAAAAUGCCUUAUCGCUUCUAAAAGACUCAAAGAGGCACACGAAUGUAGAGCGCAGGAGAAGAGCAGUCUUCGCGGGAAGAGUGAAGUGAAGGCAGCGGUCGAGCCAGACGUCGGUGAAGCUGGAGAACAAACCACAGUAGAGGUGACGGAGGAACAGAUCACUACUCCUGACCGUUCCCCUCCGCUCGCUUCUCCCUCCUCGGGGUUGGCUUCCACUUUGGAUCCAGGCGCAAGGGUGGAGCUGGAGAGUAGUCAGGACGUCGUGGAGCCCAGAAGGCAGGCGUCUCCCAAAUGUUGCCUCCCUCCCACGAAGAGACGAGGUCACCCGACGGGGAACAAGGCCAAACAAACCAAGAGCAAUUCCAAAGUCAAGAGGCCCAGCGGGCGAGGCGCCAGGAGGAGGAGGAAGCAUCUCAAAGGGACCAAGGUCACGAAAACAGUCCACAGGCGGAAGAAGCAGUUGAAAAGAAGGAAUCUCCCGAUGGUCGACAGUAAGGAACCGGUGAUACGCCUGAAAUACGUAUCGUACAAAAUGCCCAGAGCUGGCAAUACAGUCAUGGCCUUUUCUCCUUACGUUCGCGUCGAGAAGAAUAACGCGGUCUCGUCUAUUUGCACCAUCAUCAACACGUUGUCAGAAGAACAGUCCAGGUUCCAGAAGAUGAAGAAGAGGUCUCCGGCUUCGCAGGCGCCUCUGUCUGUCAGCAAGACGCUGCCAACAACUUCGGCGCUGUUACCUGGACCGGUGGUGCUGGAUUCCACCAAGCAGGGUUAUCUGCUCUGCUGCUUGUGUGGCAUGGCCAAGAACCACAAGGGACUCGGAGACCUGUUUGGACCCUAUUAUCCGGAGGACUACAUCCCGCCAGUGACAAAGAACCAACACGUCCGGGGGAAAAUCGAGGUAAAGAAUGGGAUUAAGGAGACGCCAAGUCGCCUCAGCAUCGAGCCUAAAGUUGCUGACUCAGAGAGUGAGAGUCCGGUCAGUAGCAGGGCCGAGGCGCCGUCCCAUCUGGAGAAGGCAGCCGAGGUGGAAGAUCAGAGCCCGCUUCGGACAAGCUCAAGGGAGAAGUGCAAGAAGCUGAGCUGCUACUGCUGCGAGAAGACGGUCGAAGACACGGAGCUGAGGAAGGCGAGGAGGAGAGCAGGCGUGGAGGAGGAGCAGCAACCUCCCGAGCUGCCCAUCGAUCCACAGGAGCGUUGGCUGCACGGCGCCUGUGCGGUGUGGACCAGCGGCGUGUACCUGGCCGCCGGGAAGCUCUACGGUCUGCUGGAGGCGGUGGAGAUGGCCAGCGAGAUGAGAUGCUCUAUGUGUGAGCAGACAGGGGCCACUCUUGGCUGCUAUACCAAGGGAUGCAAUCAGAAAUACCAUUAUAUCUGUGCCAUUGAGUCGGGAUGCCAAUUAAGCGAGGAGAAUUUUUCAAUGAAGUGCUCGAAGCACAAGAGCAUAUCGUCUAAAACACUAUAACACCAGGAAAGCUCCACUGUGCCAAGUGACAUUAUCCCAUAAGUAGGUGUUAAAACAGACUGCAACCUGACAAGUGAAUGAAUGUAUCGUGAAACAGUGCAGUUAAAAGGAUGGAAGAAUGAAACGUCCUAAAGCAACAUCACCUAUCCCAAAAUACCAAGAGGAUGCCAAUAGGUUGACACUCUUAAUCAAUGUACGUUCUCCACCAUUGAAUCCUUGCUGUAUUUUUCUCCGGGGGUGAUAGGGAUGGGGUGAGUUGGGAAAUGAGCGUCAGUGGGUAGAUAAAUAAACAGUUUUGAGUUUCUCUGAACAGAAAGGUGCCUGUGCCAGCACUUAAAGAAACUCCAAAUUGUCAGUUGUCUUAAUGUUGCUGUGCAGAUAAUCUUAUGAAGUGGGAUCCAGGGAAAUGUGAGAGGAGUUUGGAACAAUACUAACCUGCAGUCUGCUAUUAAAUGAUUUUUAAAAAAGCUUCAUGAAUGAGCAUAGUCUAAUUUGUUAAAGUUGGUAAUGAAAUACAUUUUGAACCAAGGACACAGCUGAUUGCCUCACUAUGUUUUUUAAAGUUCAGCUCAGUGGUUAUUUUAUACAGUAAAACAGUGAUAUUCAUGGGCCUUCCAAGUGAAGUACCAGGGAAGAUUAACAGUAUGAUUCACGAAGAGCAAGUAUUCCCUUUAUCACACUUAGCAGUGUUUGUUUAUUGAUUUUUAAAGUUAAAAAUUUUUUUUUAAAAGUUUUUUUUUUCCCGAAGGCAAAGGAGGCCAACAGGCACUGUUAUGGAGACAUUCCCAAUAUAUCAUGUUUGGAACAGGUGGAAAUAUAUUAUUCCUAAAAUUAUUCAUGCUACCAUUGUGAAGAUGAUUAUUGAAGAUUAAUGGCGCCGCAUAUGUCUGGACGGUUUGAUACCUACUGAGAACUGAUCCACAACUCUUAAGCUUUCUUUCAAUGUGUAAUGUACUGUACAUGUAAUGCAAUGCCAAUUUUUAGGAAUAAAAAGCUGCAGGAAGCAAUCUGGCCCAUUGGAAUAAUUGAA
Amblyraja radiata (thorny skate) is the source of this 7007-nucleotide messenger RNA. RefSeq names its product retinoic acid induced 1 (gene rai1). Gene Ontology annotation, cellular component: nucleus. Lineage: Eukaryota; Metazoa; Chordata; Chondrichthyes; Rajiformes; Rajidae. The record is from RefSeq and is a predicted model, not a curated record. Bases 476 to 5977 code for a protein of 1833 amino acids. Gene Ontology annotation, biological process: regulation of transcription by RNA polymerase II. The transcript has 5 exons.